Messenger RNA from Danio rerio (zebrafish), 3952 nucleotides. The record is from RefSeq and is a predicted model, not a curated record. NCBI's taxonomy places the organism in Eukaryota, Metazoa, Chordata, Actinopteri, Cypriniformes, Danionidae.
ACUGCGCAUGCGCAGUUAUGGACGACAUAUGUUAUGAAGAUCGCGUCCUACAUGUUUUAACGCUGUCUAGCUAAUUUGCGUUUAUACGGAUUUUCCAAACAUAAAGAAUAAUUAAGUUUUCAGAAUGAGAUAUCUAAGCGUCGCAAACAGCCAGUGAAUAUAUGUAUAAAUGGAUAAAGCGUCUCACUCGUUGCAAUGACGCGUCUGUCCACUGUGUGUCAGGCAGCGCCAGAAAGCUGAUUUAUCGCCACCAUAAACUAUAAUGUGUGGUCUAGGAGGGCAGAUGGCAGUCUACCGCUAUCUGAUGGGUUGCUGGCAAGUAUUUCCGUAGUGUAGUUUUUAACGCAUCUUGACCGAGGCUCCUCUGCUUGACUCGUCUGUCCUCAUUUACAGCUAGACAGCCCGAUAUACAUAAUUUCACAUAUCGUUGCAGCAGCCAGUGCAGAUGCGUUUCUCUCCUCCGUUCGUGCGUCCUCUUCGGGCAUGAGAUCCACGUUUAGUGAUACAACACUUCUAAACGGAUCCAGUCAUUAUGUCAAUUCGGUGCAUGCUUUAAAUAUAUCCCUGGACGAUUCUGGCUCGAUAAUACAUGGUCAUACCCACGCUAACGGAGACAAGGAUGUCGAAACGGCUGCGAAAUAGUGAAGUUUGUGCGGACUGCAGCACUUCAGAUCCUCGCUGGGCGUCUGUGAACAGAGGAGUGUUGAUAUGUGAUGAGUGCUGUAGUGUUCACCGCAGUCUGGGUCGCCACAAUUCACAAGUGCGCCAUCUGUCAAACACAUCUUGGCCGCCCACCCAACUACAGAUGGUUCAGACAUUAUACAACAAUGGCGCUAAUGCAAUAUGGGAGCACACUCUGCUGGACCCGUCAUCCAUCAUGAGCAGCAAACGCAAGCCUAAUCAUCAGGAUAAACUCCACCCCAACAAGGCAGACUUCAUCAAAGCAAAGUAUCAAAUGCUGGCUUACGUCCAUCGUUUACCAUGUCGAGAUGAUGACAGUACAGCUGCCGCUGAUCUAAGCAAGCAACUUCACUCCAGCGUUCGAACAGGCAAUCUUGAGACUUGUUUGCGGUUACUGUCUCUUGGGGCUCAAGCUAACUACUUUCAUCCGGAGAAAGGGAACACUCCGCUGCACAUCGCGGCUAAAGCAGGUCAAGUGUGCCAGGCUGAGCUUCUUUGCGUUUAUGGGGCAGAUCCUGGAGCUCCAGACUCCAGCGGCAAAACACCUAUCAACUAUGCAAGGCAGGCUGGCCAUCAGGACCUGGCAGACAGACUGGUGGAAAUACAGUACGAGCUGACAGACAGGCUGGCCUUUUACCUCUGUGGGCGGAAGCCUGAUCACAAGAGUGGACAGCAUUUCAUUAUACCACAGAUGGCAGACAGAAAUGUCAGUGUGGAGUUAACAGAGUUUGCAAAAGCUGCAAAAAGAAAACUACAGUCUCUCAGCGAUCACUUGUUUGAGGAAUUGGCAAUGGAUGUUUAUGAUGAAGUAGACCGACGAGAGACAGAUGCAGUUUGGCUGGCCACUCAGAACCACAGCACCUUGGUAACAGAGACAACAGUUGUGCCUUUCCUUCCUGUCAACCCUGAGUACUCAUCAACACGAAACCAGGGAAGACAAAAGCUGGCAAGAUUCAACGCUCAUGAAUUUGCCACACUUGUGAUCGAUAUUCUAAGUGAUGCAAAGCGACGCCAGCAUGGAAAUCCAGUCCCAAGUCCUAAAGACAAUGUUGAUGUAUUCUUCAAAAGUGGGGGCAGUCGUCAUGGAAGUGAAAGUCAGGAAAUUGACCAGCCAGAUUAUGACAGCGUGGCGUCCGAUGAGGACACCGAUACUGAUUUACGAAUGGGCAAAGCAGACAGAACUAAAAGUCUGGACUCGGAUCUCUCCGAUGGACCGGUUUCCGUGCAGGAGUUUCUGGAGGUGAAAAACGCACUCUCAGCCUCGGAGGCCAAAAUUCAGGAGCUGAUGAAGGCCAACAGUAAUCUGAAUGAAGAGCUGAGAUUAAUGCAGAAAAAGCUGCAGUCUCUGCAAAGCGAGAACAGCUCUCUGAGGCGGCAGGUCUCCGCUCAACAGCCCUAUCAGGCCCCCGGCGGCCCUGACCAUCCCAAUCCCUCCAGUCCCUCCUCCUGUUCCUCCUCCUCCUCUUCCUCCUCUGCCCUGAAACGCCACCUGUCUGCGCGCGCCAGUCGCCCCAUGUCUAUGUAUGAAACCGGCUCUGGCCUGAAGCCCUUUCUUCCCAAGGGCGAGACCCCUUACCCUGAGGAAACCUUCCCCACCCUGCAACCCUUCCCAGCCUAUGCCUCCAAAUUUGACAAGCAGAGCAGCGUGUCUGAUGGCGACUACGACAACACCGUCAACGAAUCUGAUCUGGACGACUCUGGUUUUGGCCGGCGAUGUCGCCUUCGCAGCAGUGGCUGGAUGGGAGAAAGCGGCUCUAUCCCCGAGCUGGAGGACCAUGAGUGUGAGCUGGACCCCAGUCUGCCCAGCACCGAAGACGUCAUACGCAAAACUGAGCAGAUCACCAAGAACAUUCAGGAGCUGCUGAGGGCCGCGCAGGAGAACAAGCACGAGAGUGCACCAUGUGAGCAGAGGGAGAGUGUUCGCAGACUUAGACACAGUCUGGGUUGUUUCAGCACACUGGUGCCUUGGGCAGACAAACCCCCGUCUCCCAUGCAGCCCCUUGGCCUCAGAGCUCCCCAUCCAGCCAACCCCAACAACCCUGCCUCCUGCUUUGUACCCUGCGCAGAAAGAAUACAUGUGGCUGUGAAUGAGAUGGCGGCUCUGUUCCCCAAGAGACCACGUUCUGAGACGGUCAGGAACUCUCUGCGGUUAUUAACGUCCAGUGCGAAUCGGCUCCAGACCGAGUGUAAGAAAGCGUCUCCUCUGGAGAGCAGCCAGGCCUCAGACAUGCAGUUGGUCACUCAGCAGGUCAUCCAGUGUGCUUACGACAUCGCCAAGGCUGCAAAGCAACUAGUUACUAUAACCACCAAAGAGAACAACUGAUCCUACUUCCACCUGAAAUGCAAUCCUGACUAUUUUAGUUAUUAUAUAAUUUUUUUUAUUUAAUCUAAGCUGUAUUUGCAUGUUUUAAGUUCUGAUUUAAAGUGUAUGUUAUCAAUGUAUCAUCGUCUGGCUUGAAGCCAUAAGAUAAAGCCUCUUGAGGGUGUUGUAAGGAUGUGUAUAUGUGUUGACCUGUGAAAGUGAGUUUGAUUAGAUGGCAAGUUGAGAAAUUUGAGCAGAAAUGUAUUCGCAAUGGAGCAGCCUAUCAUGUACUAGAUGUAAAAAAAAAUGCCUGACUCUUUGCACUAUUCUGAAAACUUUGAACCUCUUCAUAAUCAAAUAUUUAGUUCACCAUUUGUGGAUGGAUGUGGAUGUUUUUUAAUCAUCAUCAUCAUCAUCAAAGCCUUUCAAUUCAAUGAUAAUCUAUAUUGUAUCAUAAAUAUGAACUGUAAUCUGUCUGUAUAAAAACAACAACAACAACAUUCAGGUAGUGUGGUCGAGUAGGCCAAGAUUAGGUACAGUAUAAAUGUAAAUAUAUGUUAUUAUUAAGUAUUACUCCGAAUUCUCACAACGUCAGGUUAAAUGCUGUCUCAGAUGAAUCAUAAUUCAGAUUUAUAGAGUAGAAUAAAUGUACAAAUAUAUAUUAAGAAAGAUAUGAGAAUGUUAAUUCAACCAAGUUGUAGGGUGUUUGUUAGAUUUGGAUGUACUUUGGACACACAAUGGGCACAAAAAGUACACUUAGAUCACACCUUUGUAAAAUAUUAUUUAUAAACUAUUUAAGUUUUAUACAUUGUUAACCAGGUGGCUCAGUUUAGCACAGUCGCUUCACAGCAAGAAUUUCGUUGGUUCGAGUCCCAGCUGGGUCAGUUGACAUUUUUAUGUGGAGUUUGCAUGUUCUCCCCAUGUUCACGUGCGUUUCCUGUGGGUGCUCCGUAAGUCCAAAGAAAUGCG